UUCCCGAACGUGCUGGUGCCGCGCAUGCACGCGGCGCUCUGCACGCGGAGGCUGCUCGUGAUGGAGGAGAUCUUCCCGUGCGUACCGCUGCACCACGCGCUCGACGCGCAGGCGGCCCUCGUCGCACGGCAGCGCGGCGUCACGAAGGAGGAGUUCCUGGCCGCGGAGAAGGCGCGCGUCGAGGCAGAGUCCCGCGAGGCCGCUUCGCGAGGCCGCCUCGUCCGGCAGCUCUCGCACAACACGUACGAGCGCUACAUUGCGCUGCAGCGGGUGCGCGCCGCUUGCUGGCGCGGCGCGGCGCGGCUGUACAACUGGACGAUCGGCGUGCUCACGCUCGGCGCGUCGCGAUACGACCUCGCCGCCCUCUCCGCAGAGGCGCUCAUCCCGAUCAACGCGGCGUCGCUGGUGGACGAGCUCCUCUCCGUCACUGCGCACCAGGUGCUCAUCGACGGCUGCUUCAACGCCGACCCGCACCCGGGCAACAUCCUCUACGUGGACUCGGUCCACCCGCCAAAGCUGGGGCUGAUUGACUAUGGGCAGGUGAAGCGGCUGACGGACCAGCAGCGGUAUGACGUCGCCAAGGCGUACUUGCUCGUCGAGGCCGCGCUGCGAAUCGACCCGAAGACGGACCCGCAGGCUGACCCGGCGGCGCACGCCAGGGCGAAGGCCGCCAUCGCGCGCCACCAGUUCGAGACGCUCGGCGUCAAGACGGAGAAGCUCGACCCCGAGGUGGCGUACGAGCAGGCUUGCGUCUACUUUGGGCGGAUGGACGCGGCGUGGCUGUACCCGCUCAACGUGAUACAAUGGUCCGACUCGGUCGAGGCGCGCGAUCCGCUCAAGGACAUCUCCGCGUGCGAAUACCUCGUCAUGCUCAACAUGACGACGAUGAUGAUUCGCGGGCUCGGCGAGAUGCUGCAGCAGUACCGCAACCUUGCAGCCGUGUGGGCGCCGACGGCGCGCCGGGCGCUCUCCGAGCAGCCGGGCUUACUCGAGACGGUGGAGGCGGAGAUCCGCUCGUGGCAUGAACCGUGAUUCUCAGCGUCGUGACCGUAAUAGCUAAUGGUACUGUGUACGAGUAAUCUCAGUAGCUGAGGCCGAGACAAAAAUCUAAU
Emiliania huxleyi CCMP1516 is the source of this 1112-nucleotide messenger RNA. RefSeq lists its product as hypothetical. The record is from RefSeq and is a predicted model, not a curated record. The transcript has 7 exons. Lineage: Eukaryota; Haptophyta; Isochrysidales; Noelaerhabdaceae. Bases 25 to 1032 code for a protein of 335 amino acids.